Lethenteron reissneri (Far Eastern brook lamprey) is the source of this 6846-nucleotide messenger RNA. It is a transcript of the gene TFAP4, whose product is annotated as transcription factor AP-4. Gene Ontology annotation, cellular component: nucleus. Gene Ontology annotation, molecular function: protein dimerization activity; RNA polymerase II cis-regulatory region sequence-specific DNA binding; DNA-binding transcription factor activity, RNA polymerase II-specific. Lineage: Eukaryota; Metazoa; Chordata; Hyperoartia; Petromyzontiformes; Petromyzontidae. Gene Ontology annotation, biological process: regulation of transcription by RNA polymerase II. The record is from RefSeq and is a predicted model, not a curated record.
CCACCACCCCCAGCCCCCCCAGCGCCCCCCCCAAAGCCACGCUGUGCUCGCGUCGUUUCUACCACCAGCAGCAGCAGCGGCAGUGUCAGUCAUUGAAGUGUCUCGGUGGAACAGUCGCUGAGAGUUGCGAGAGGUGAGCAGCAACAGCAGCAAGAAGCAGCAGCAAGAAGCAGCAGCAGCAAGAAGAAGCAGCAGCAACAGCAAGAAGAGAAGCAGCAGCAGCGAGGCUGUGUUAGUCCCGAGUAGUUGCAUUUAGAUGCAGAAGUAGCAGCAGUAGCAGCUGCUGCUGCUGCAUCGACAGUGUCCAGCAGCAACAGCUGAAGCGUUCGAUCGGUGGUCAGUAGUUGAACCCACAUCGACUGCAGGCAGCGGAAGCGGCUUCAUCAUCAUCAGCAGCUGCUCCAUCACCAUCAAGAGGAGCAGCAUCACCAUCAAGAGCAGCAUCCGCAGCUCCAUCACCAUCAAGAGGAGCAGCAUCACCAUCAAGAGGAGCAGCAGCAUCACCAUCAAGAGGAGCAGCAGCUUCAUCACCACCAUCAUCAGCAGCAGCAGCUGCCCUCGCUGCUGCCCCCCCCCCCCCCCCGGGCAGCAUGGCCUACUUCGUGGUGCCUUCGGAGAACGCGGCCGCCGUGGCGCUGGGAGACUUUCGCAAGGCGGAGCAGGAGGUCAUCGGCGGCCUGUGCAGCCUGGGUAACGUGUCGGUGGGCUCCCCCGAGAGCCAGCGCGACACGGAGCGGCGCAUCCGCCGCGAGAUCGCCAACAGCAACGAGCGCCGCCGCAUGCAGAGCAUCAAUGCCGGCUUCCAGUCGCUCAAGACCCUCAUCCCGCACACGGAUGGCGAGAAGCUCAGCAAGGCCGCCAUCCUGCAGCAGACGGCGGAGUACAUCUACUCCCUGGAGCAGGAGAAGACGCGGCUCCUGCAGCAGAACGCUCACCUCAAGCGCCUCGUGCAGGAGUGCGACGGAGGCUCGCCGCUGCGGGCGCGACGCGGCGCGGAGGAGCGCGACGAGGGGAUCGGCUCGCCGGACAUCCUGGAGGAGGACAAGGCGGAGGAGCUGCGACGUGACCUCCUCGAGCUGCGCGCCUCCCUCGACAAGGAGCGGCGCCUGCGUCUCCUCCUGCAGGAGCAGGUGCGCUCAAUGGAGGCUCAGCUGUACCCGGAGAAGCUGAAGGGAAUCGCUCAGCAGCUGCAGAUACAGCCACCCCACCGGGACACGGCGCUACGGAUCGACCCGCAGCAACAGCAGCAGCAGCAGCAACUACAGAUUCACAUUCAGCAACAGCAGCAGCAGCAUAUGCUGCAACAGCAACAGCAGCACAUCCUAGGACACAAGCUACAGCCGCAGCGUUUGUCGGAGCCCCAGCAGCACCCGACAGUGAUUGUUCCGGCACCGCCGCCACACCACGUCACCGUGGUAACCAUGGCGCCGCCCUCCUCCGUCAUCUCCAGCGCCUCCACGUCCCGGCAGAACCUCGACACCAUCGUGCAGGCCAUCCAGCACAUAGAGGGGACGCACGACGGAGGGCGGCCGCUGCACGCCGUGGCGGCCGUGGCGGCAGCGUCGUCGUCGCCGCUGCGGAGGGCCGGCUCCCCCUCGGACGAGGACGGGGACGACGCGGACGAGGGCGCGCGUAGCGAGGUCAUCAUCAAGCGGCUGCGGAGGCACGUGGUGGCGGCCGCGGCGGCCGUGGCGGAGGUAGAGGAGGAAGGUGAAGAGGCGUCGGAUCGUGGCCACGACGGGAGCCGGGUGCCGCACCGGCACGAGGGCCGCGUGGUCGUGGAGAUGAUCGAGCAGGCCUCGUGAUGGCCGCCCCCUCACCCCCCCCCCCUCCCCUCCCACCACCAUCACCGCCGCGCCACGCACGUCGCCGCGCUCCGCGGAAACGGCAAAAGCAGUCGGUGGAGAAAUAAUUGGAGCAAACGAAAGCGGUCAAAAAAAGUGUCGCUAAAACGUGGAAAGCGGACAGAAGCAGUAAUGUGAAGUCUCCAGGGCAGCUCUGAAGUGCUGGAAGGGUCAGAGGGGAGGGGGUGGAGUUGAUGUCGCGCAUCCGUCGUCGAUCCGAGAGCGAAUGGCGGCAGCGUGGCCACGGACAUGAGGUUGCACGACACAAAACACGGGGAAGAAACGUGGCGGUGGCGGGUACGCAGCCCCCCCGCCCUCCACCCCCCCCCCCCCCCCCCACCACGGAAAACGAGUUUGUAUCCCCACCCAAACAUUGUGAUGUCUUGUCGCGCAAAACAAAAAAUAGUUUAAAACCAACCACAACCCCUGAUGAAACCGUGCCCCCCCCCCCCCUGCUCUCCCACCCUCACCUGCACUCACAGGCAGGUGCGAUGCUCAGCUCGGAUGUCUCUUGCGAAAUGAAAGCACUUAGAUUGUUUUUUUUACAAAAAAACACGCGCGGCCUACGGUUGGCGUAGGUUGACGUACAACAAAAAAAGUAAAAAAAAUGUUAUCGAGUUCCUUAGUUUGCAGUCAUUUUGAAGGCUGUAGAGUAGCAGCGUUUGUUGAAGUUAGGUGUAAGUCUUAAUCAUGCCUUGUUAGCUUAUUUUAAUUUUAUUGUUUUAAUUUUUUAUGACAAACUAUAUUUUUGGUAAAAAAAAGAAAGGAAAAUAAGCUGUGCUGUUUUUGAGGCUUAUUUUCGUGGCUAAGCGGUUGCCUGUGUUGAAGCCAGCGCAGGUCUCUUUCAGAUACUUGACGGACAAAAAUUUACUAAUUCGCCGACGUAAGGCUGCAAGCGUGAACGUCGCAAGUCGGAAACGCGUCCGCAUCCAGAAGACUUGGGACAUUUUAGAUUUUCAAAUCCCGGUCUCUGAUUGGGUGGUCUCUUAAUCUCUACAUUAACUGGCUUAAUCCACAAAAGGUACAAUCCAACGUUUGACCUUCAGCCGCUGAGGUUUGACCUUUUUAAACUUGGCCUAGGCAGGAGCAGCAACCGGCUCGUCACCCGGAAGGCAAACCAGUGGCAGUGGUGUCAAGCAAACAGUUAAAACGAAACAAAUGAAAAGGGACUGUAGUUGCUCUUAAGGUGCGCGAGCGGCAGGCGUGUUGUGUGCGUGUCAGCGCGAGUGCUCUGUGCCUUUGAACUCUGACAUGAAGUGGAAUUGAGGGGGGGGGGGGGGGGAGGGGUUUAGGCCGGCACUGGGCAGCGAGCAGUGGAGCGGGGGGGGGUCGGCUAUAGUGUAUAUUUUCUUCUGUGUUUCCGGCGCCGUGCGCGACUUCGCACACGGUUGUGAGCACCGCCGGAUUGGUGCUACACACAUAGGGGCGCGAGGGUGGUUGGGGUUGGGGCCGGGGGUGGGGAAGUGGGGUGCCUGCCUGCCUGCGCGAGCCUGAGUUCUAGGCACGUGUGUUGUGUGUGUUACCUGGGCCGCGGCGUCUACACGCUUGCUCCAGGCGUUACAGGGAACUCUUCGCGCUGCGCAGUUGGGAGUGGGUGGAGACUUUUAAAAAAAUCUUUGUUCUGUGGGCAGCGUUGGGGGUGGGGGGGGUGCCCUCCUACCGGCGAGCCUCGAAUUGAAGCGACCGCAAGGCAGAGAGAGGGACCCGUGCAGGUGACUGGAGUCGACUGAUUCACACUCCAGAGUUCUGGUUUGCAGAAACAGCUCUUCUCUUUCGCAUCGACGUUUCGUCUCCCCGCGGUGUUGUCCGUCAUCUCGCGGUUUCGCGGUUUUAGUAAUACCCAUAGCUGCUGUGCGAAGGGGGGGGGGGGGUGUGGUGAGGUUACAGCCGCUGAACCCCCCCAGCCCAAGCUCGCCGGCGAGAGAGGGUCUCUCAAAAACAAUCACAUGACAACUGUCGUUCUCUAAAUACUGUAUAUUCGUCGAGCGAAGUGAAUUGAUGGCUUACAGCAGGAGCUUCAUGCCCCCCCCCACCCGCCAUCCCCACUCUCUCUUCGUAAACAAACUCAAUUCCCCGAGUCAAUACAGUUUUCCCUCAUUAAUCGCGAGGGAUACGUUCCGGAGAUACUCGCGAAUAGCAAAUGUCACAGAUAUUGCCGUCCAAAUAUGUACGCGCAGUGUCUGCAGAUGCUUCUCAAGCGUCGAGACGUUCUCCAUCUCAUGACUUUAUCUUAUCGCUUUCUCUCAACUCUGUCGAUGCAGUCGUGUAGAGAAUUCCAGAUGCAAUUCGUGUGUAGCAAUGUACUUGGAUAGCGAGGAAAUUCUGUCCACGGCUUGGGGAGGAAGGCAAGCGCUUGUCCCACGGUUGAGCCGAUUCCAGGUGUUGGGUCUCUGAAAGCGCGUGGUCGUACUGGGACGUGGUUGAUUGAAACCUAAACCCGAGCCAGGGUUUCCUCAUCCAAGAAAGAGGACUCGCGCAUCCGCUAACGAGCACAAUAAAAUGUGCAUUAGCGACAUUUUGCUUUGUCGGAAGAUUUAAAAGGGUAGAUACCGUCGUCAGUCUUGGGCGAGUUUCAUCCAAUUAAUGGAAAAUUCGUUUUUGUGAUACCAGCGGCAAAUAUCGUUCGUAAGGGGGGGGGGAGUAGACCGCUGGAAGGUGGUGCACGUGUGUGUACAUUCAAUGAACUCGAUACAAGACCCAGUUAGAGUCCACUCGCUGUCUUGGGAGCUCGGCGACCAUAAUUUACCACCUUAGUUGAAAUCUGGACAUCUCUACCAAGGAGGAGCAUCGCUCCCGCAGUGGAUGUUUCUCUUUGUAACACAACGGUAUAUUCGUUAUUAGUCCUACACUAUUGGGCACCGACUACCAAUUUGGCAGUCUGCACACAUGCUGGCACAGCAUGCCGACAAGAGGCACCACAAACUUCCAGUCCUUUUGAAUGGUCACGUCCGAUUGCCGCAGUGGCAUGGCAUAGGGCCGUGAUCCUGAACGUGGGUCAGGCCAACACACAUUGUCACAUCUUGUCACGUUGCUGUACCGCUGAAAGGUGGAAUGCGCUCACACUUGUCUCAGUCAGGAUGCUGUGCAUGUACAGAACGAUCUCACGGGGCUUGCAAGGUAUCGGCGGCCUCUGCCGCACUUCAGCGAGACUUGGGUAUAUUUCACAAUGACGCGUGCGCGCACACCGGUUUUGUUGUUCCGCCAAUUCUCGCCGGCAGGAGAGAGCGCGUUUUCCUUGCAAAACCAACAGCAGCGCUUGCGAGCCUCCACCCUAUGGGUUUGUCAUCGUCUUUUUAAUAUUAAUCCGAUGGCAGGUAAAGUAAAACCCCCAGCCGGUGUGUUUUUAGGUUUACAUGCAGCAAGUCGAAAUUCAGAGAGCAAAAAAAAAACGAAGGUCGAGGGAUCUCUGUCGUAAUUUUUAACUGUCCAUGGCAAUUACAAUUUGGAUACUUUUGAUCUCCGUGCAUCUUAAAUGCGAGGUCUCGCAUUGGCCGUAUUUGCCCUUGACAACCACCGCUCUUGCCUGGCUCUUGUGUGUUGUGGGAGGGUUUGUUUUUGUGAAUUGCGAUGCGGUUAUGAAACUUCUGCCACUGUCGGGGGUGCGUGCAAGCAGGCGUUCAGUCCCCACGUGUCAUGGCCUUUUAUAUAUUUUUAUUUUUUAAACUUAAGUGUUAUUAACGUUUGAAUGUUAUCGUUAUUCAUGUUAUUAACGGAGGGACACAACUCUCGACUUUCCGUUGAACGUCGCACAGUGAAUCCACUUCGGCUACAGACACAUUCCAGAAGUAAACGACCAGUGCUCGUACAAAAUAUUAAAUUGCGCUUAAAAACUAUUUCGGCGAGGUUUUUACAGUGAGCUCUUACAGGUGUUUCUGCGAUUUUUGGCCUGGUUAAAUUGUUUUGUGGUUUUAAAUCUCACUCGGGUUUCCCCAAAAUCCCUUUAGGCGGUGGUGAGAACGGCGCGUGUAUAAUCCACAGCUCGCGCGGGAGAUUUAAAACGAGCGGAGCGACGCGCCUGGGAUUUGCCCUGCGUUGACGCUCAAUCGGCUCGAGUUGAGUUGCACCCGCCCCCCCCCCCACAGCGCUGCUCUCACUCGCUCGAGCGGGUGCGACACACAGCGCGGUUUCAGUCCGCGCGUCGCAUCAAAACCCCCCCUGGCAACAUUGCCGUUUAAAAAGGGGUUCGCAUUUCCCCGGGUUCUGGGAAGACCUUGGAAGUCCUGGACCGGAUCGCCGGGGAUUCUUUCAGAGUGGAGAACGUGAGAUUGUCCUGGAGCGCGUCGGAGCCGCAGCCUAGGAGGAGGAGGGGUCUCUCCGGUAAAGAGGCCCCAGGGUUUUUGUGAAGAGGCCACGGUGGGCUUGGGAGGGGAGGGUUGGGGGGGUCUAUAUCCGACGGCUGUUCUCAAACCCCAGUCCCUGGUUGUUGUCACCUUUGUGGCCCAGCCUGGCUUUUGGGACCUGUGGGCUGGUUGCAUAAAUCGGCUCAAGUGAACGUUUCUCUUACAAUGACACUGCUCGAGAUAGGAAAGAGACAUUUUUGCUUGGCGGUGGGGGGGGGGGGGGUUAUGCAACCAGCACCUGAAUGUGGGAAAUUAAGUUGGAAGUGCUCCUGUGGUAAAGGACUCCCACUCCCUGCAGGAUGGGGGAAGAGACGACUGCCGUUUGAGAAUAGCUGGUCGUGACAGCUGUUAUCAACUCCGCCGCUAUUGACCCACCCCCACAAAGUUCUGCUUCCCGUGUUCACCAACCUCCAAUCCCAAUGCGGCGGGGAGGUUGGCGGUGCCCAAUGGGCGAACUGCUGGGAUGGUUUAACGGGGUGGGUCCACAGUACUGGGAGUUGGCAACGGCUGCUCUAACAUUACGCUGUACAGACACAGCACUUGCUGAAUGUAGGUUGUGAGUCGGGCAGCAAGGAGGAUAGGGCAUUUAGUCCACGUAUAGUACCUCUUUUUAGUGUGUAUAGAGGAGAGGAUCAGUAAAAUAAUAAACUUUCUUUACAAAA